Glycine soja is the source of this 1189-nucleotide messenger RNA. RefSeq lists its product as uncharacterized. Bases 458 to 913 code for a protein of 151 amino acids. NCBI's taxonomy places the organism in Eukaryota, Viridiplantae, Streptophyta, Magnoliopsida, Fabales, Fabaceae. The transcript has 2 exons. The record is from RefSeq and is a predicted model, not a curated record.
CAAGUUUUUAGCUGAACGCCAGAACAGAACAGAUAUCAAUUGAUCAACCUUGUUAAGACCCUCGAUUUUUGCUGUCCCUCUAUACCACAGUUUAGUCAGAGAUGCUGUUUUUCCUUUGUCAUGUCCCUCUGUCUCAUCAUUUCAUUGUCCCCUUCUCCUCUCUCCUACUCCUCCUAUCAUAGACAUUGCAAAAAUAUUGUAACCCAACCUGAGGCCACCACCACAAUCUCUGACUUGUGACAACCAUUUUCUUAUCCUCUUACUGCAAAUUCCAUCGUCAUCAUGCAUGUUUCUAUAAGACUCUCUCCUAUCAUAAUGGUUAAAAAAUAAAACAACAAAACAAGUGAUUAAAAUAACUUGGUUUCUCUCUCACUCUUUCUUUCUUCAAAUUGGUAAUGAAAAGGUUUGAGCAACAAACAAGUGGUGCUGCAAAGUUUAUGCUGUUGUUGUGAUUGUGAUGAUGGGUUUUGAAGCCACUACUCCAAUGGUGGCACCCUUUGGUAGUAAUACUCAGAGACCAGACCAUUGGAAGCAUUUUGAUGACUCGGUGAAUGCAGUGUCUUUUGGGUUUGUUGCCACUGCCAUCCUCAUUUCUAUGUUCCUUCUUCUGGCUAUCUUUGAGAGGUUUCUUAGGCAAAGAUCAAGUGAAGCCAACAAUGUUGCAACUCCAAUGGAUCUUGAACACCAAAUGCACUUAGGUGGAAAGUUGGAAAAUCUAUCAUCCAAGAUGACCAUUUAUGGAAGAGGUGUCUUAGUGUUGAUGCCUGGAGAGCAGAUUCCUUCCUUCAUUGCACUUCCUUCUCCGGCACCAUGUAGCCGCCAGCCCAUGUCAUGGCCUAUUCAAGUUCAACAUAACUCAUGCUUCCAUGCACCUUUAGCAUUAACGAGGAACUAUAAUCUAACAAGUAACUAGAAACAUGAUGGUUCAUCCCUUUUGAUCAGUGACAAGAAUUAAGGUCAUUUCAUUUAGCAGUGUGAAAUUAAAGCCUCUAGUGAAACUCAUCACUGAUGGGCAUUACUAGGAUCUUAAAACUAGCAUAAUGGCAUCUCUUUUCCUUACAAUUGAAACCCCUUUUUCCUCACAAGGUAGAUCUGCUACUUGGAGAUCAUGUAAAAAAUUUGUACAUAUGUUGCCCAAUUUCAUUAAUGCAUUGUAUUUUCCGGUGAAAUUGCCUUUGGAAAGCAAGAA